Messenger RNA from Phragmites australis (common reed), 1884 nucleotides. Its product is annotated as serine--tRNA ligase-like. Gene Ontology annotation, molecular function: ATP binding; tRNA binding; serine-tRNA ligase activity. Lineage: Eukaryota; Viridiplantae; Streptophyta; Magnoliopsida; Poales; Poaceae. Bases 266 to 1642 code for a protein of 458 amino acids. The record is from RefSeq and is a predicted model, not a curated record. The transcript is spliced from 10 exons. Gene Ontology annotation, cellular component: cytosol. Gene Ontology annotation, biological process: seryl-tRNA aminoacylation.
GGCCCAUGCGGCCCACAAACAAACUCCACACCGAGGCCUAGCCCUAGCCAACACGCCGCGCACGCAGGCACUCCUCAUCAAGCCCGCCGCCGUCCGCCGCCUCUUGCUCCCACUCCGAUUGCGCGGCGCUCUCCUGCGCCCCCCGUCGCCGCUCCUCGCGUUCCACGUGUCUCGCGCAUUCGUCUCCCCCGCCUUGUGACCCAGCCCUUCGCCCCCGCGCUGUUCCUCUCCAGGUCCUCCGUCUCCUCCUCCUCCGCACGCGAGGAUGCUCGACAUUAACCUCUUCCGCACCGACAAGGGGGGCAACCCGGAGCUCAUCCGCGAGUCGCAGCGCAGCCGCUUCGCCACUGUCGAGCUCGUUGACGAGGUCAUCGCCCUCGACAGGGCAUGGCGCGACAGGCAGUUCGAGCUGGACAAGAUCAGGCAGGAGCUCAACGCCACCAGCAAGAAGAUCGGCAAGCUCAAGGCUGCCAAGCAAGAAGAGGAAGCGAAGAAGCUGAUGGAGAACACGAACGAGAUCAAGGACAGGUUGGCUGCCAAGGAAGCUGAGGUGCAGGAGGCCAAGAGCACCCUCGACGCCAAGCUCACGACUAUUGGCAACAUCGUGCAUGAAUCCGUGCCCAUCAGCGACGACGAGGCAAACAAUGCAACUGUACGGACAUGGGGUGAGAGGAGGUUGGAGGAAAACUUGAAGAAUCAUGUGGAUCUUUGCAGGAUGCUUGACAUUGUAGCUUUGGAGAAGGGUGCUGAUGUGGCUGGUGGAAGGGGUUACUAUUUGAAGAAAGAAGGUGUCCUCCUGAACCUGGCAUUGAUAAAUUUCGGGCUAGCUUUCCUGACGAAACGAGGCUUUGAGCCAAUGCAAACUCCCUUUUUCAUGAGAAAGGAGACUAUGGGAAAAUGUGCCCAGUUGGCCCAAUUUGAUGAAGAGCUUUACAAAUUAACAGGUGAUGGAGAAGAAAAGUAUUUGAUAGCAACAUCGGAGCAGCCGUUGUGCGCUUAUCAUCUAGGAGAUAGAAUUUAUCCCGCUGAACUGCCAAUCAGAUAUGCUGGAUACUCCACCUGCUUCCGGAAAGAAGCUGGUUCGCAUGGAAGGGACACGUCUGGCAUCUUCAGAGUCCACCAGUUUGAAAAGAUUGAACAAUUCUGUGUUACUGGCCCAAAUGGCAAUGAUUCCUGGGAGAUGCAUGAAGAGAUGCUUAAAAAUUCAGAAGAUUUCUAUAAGGAGAUUGGCCUACCUUAUCAGGUUGUUUCUAUUGUUUCCGGUGCUCUUAAUGAUGCUGCAGCCAAAAAGUAUGAUUUAGAAGCUUGGUUCCCUGCAUCAAAAACCUACAGAGAAUUAGUGUCUUGUUCGAAUUGCACAGACUAUCAAGCUAGGAGGCUUGGAAUAGGCUACGGCCAGAAAAAGAAUGAUGAGCAAUCCAAGCAGUUUGUUCAUAUGCUCAACUCUACGUUGACUGCCACUGAGAGGACUCUUUGCUGUAUUCUUGAGAACUACCAGAGGGAGGAUGGUGUUGAAGUGCCGAAGGUGCUGCAACCAUACAUGGGUGGAAUAGAGUUCCUUCGUUUCAAGCAACCUCUGGAUGGCAAACAAGCUGCUGACUCCAAAUCAAAUAAGCCCAAAUCAAAGGGAAAUGCUGCUUGAGCUGGAUGAUGGACGAGCAAUUCACACUUUUGGGAACUGAUUGAUAUGGUGCAUCCUUGUAUUAAUUUUGUGGGUCUUUCAGUAUUUUAUAGCAUGAUCAUGGUGUUGCAGUUUUGGUGUAACCAUUUUUUUGUGUCCUGGUUAAAACAGUAUCUGGUCAUGUACUUGCACACUGAUCUUGCAAAGGACGUCUUGCGAUUAUGGAUAUUUGCGUAUAAUUUACUAAAAGGAGUGUAGUUUCA